AUGCACCACCAACUUUCGUCAGUACCCACGGGGACGAGUAUACACGCGUCCACUGGUGGGCAACAGAUCAGGUCUGAGCCAUUGGCGUCCACCAUUCGAAAGAGCCAUAGUCCGUCUGUGACGGUACCGGGAAGCCCAUCUAAACAUAACGCCCCACCGAAGAGGACUGCAGCUGGGAUCUCCAAACACCUUGUCGAUGCCCCUGGUGCGGACCACCCUUCCGAAGUAGACAGUCCCGAUCGACGUCGCUCUCAUAGUAUUGGCUCCCUAUCGCGUGAGAGCAGGAUUGCAGCGUUGUCCGUUCACCUGCGAACGCGGUUAUCGUAUGCUGCCGCCAAGGUUGAGAAGAGUAGGAAGAUCCAUGGCGUCCAUGCUCAUUCCUUAUCGCCUAGUACAGAAUCUCUCGCUAAGGUUGGCCUGUUGCCCGCCUUCAGCGAGAUAGAGGCUCAGCGUUUGGGAGAAAAUAGCUCGCCAGAUGGAACCACAAUGUCUGCGCCGGAUCCACCCUCAACAACCAGUUUCUAUACCCCGAGCGGCCCUGGGCGGCUGUCUCCUGUGGCCCAAUCCGCCGAUGCCUCGCCACCCUCACACCUCGAUCUGCCAAAAUCCCAUCCCCGUCCAAAACUCGCACCCCCUGCAGAUAUUGCAAGUGGAAGCCGCAGUCGCCGUCGACGUCCCAAUCCCAACGAGCCGCUGCACCACCCGAAAGUUUCUGUGUCACUGCAUCGCAGACACCGUUCUCACCAAGAGGUUGGCGUGUCCAGACCAGCUGCAAAUUCAGAGAAGGUGCAGGUCCCUGGGACUCCUCCUCUUGGCCCAAUGCGUCAGGCUUCUUAUAACGGUACGGUUGGUCAUCAAAACCACAAUCGAAAUAGCGCUAUGGAACAGGACGCUAUUGAAACUCUGCUUUUCAUGUCCAGUCCUGGACAUUCGGGCUAUCACUCAAGCUCCCAGCAUUCCCAACGUCAACGAAAUAUAUUUCAGAGCAGCCAUGAUUCCAGAAGCUCGGCCUCUCGAGUGCCCCAUAGUCAAGACUCUCAAGUCAGUAAUCCCCGUGGUCGGCCUAUGCAAGUUUCAAACGAUCAAGGGAUUGGUCUAGAAUUGCACGCUGGAGACGAGAUCGACCGGAUUCUGGAUCAAAUGGACAGUGACAGCGAUGACGAAGUCAAGUUUGCUUCGACCCAGUCCAGCUUUACGGACCAUGGCUCUAAGCAAGCUGACAGCUCUCAAGAGCAUAACCGACGAGGUGGAUGAGAGGCAUUCGGACACAGCCCUUGGUGUUCGGUCUGUCUGCCUUUAUAAACUCACAUGUACGGUUAAAAUGGCAGUCAUCGACAGGACAGGGGCAACAUCUUGCCCUGGUUUGCAUCUAUUCUUCGGUACCCCAACCUGAAGAAUCGCUAUUGGAGUCGGACUGAAAUUGGGUCAACUAUCUGGUUCAGGCCAGCCCUAGAUUACUUACAAUCGCGAAUACUAUAUCCUCAGACGCAAGGAACGGAC
Aspergillus costaricaensis CBS 115574 is the source of this 1500-nucleotide messenger RNA. RefSeq lists its product as uncharacterized. NCBI's taxonomy places the organism in Eukaryota, Fungi, Ascomycota, Eurotiomycetes, Eurotiales, Aspergillaceae. Gene Ontology annotation, cellular component: cytoplasm; SBF transcription complex. The transcript has 2 exons. The record is from RefSeq and is a predicted model, not a curated record. Gene Ontology annotation, molecular function: transcription coregulator activity. The coding region runs from base 1 to 1254 and encodes 417 amino acids.